Condylostylus longicornis is the source of this 501-nucleotide messenger RNA. Its product is annotated as 60S ribosomal protein L34-like. NCBI's taxonomy places the organism in Eukaryota, Metazoa, Arthropoda, Insecta, Diptera, Dolichopodidae. Gene Ontology annotation, biological process: translation. Gene Ontology annotation, molecular function: structural constituent of ribosome. The record is from RefSeq and is a predicted model, not a curated record. Gene Ontology annotation, cellular component: ribosome. The coding region runs from base 71 to 460 and encodes 129 amino acids. The transcript is spliced from 3 exons.
GUAAACCAAAAUGUCAUUGUAAUAAUAUGUUCACUUCCUUUCUAGCCUGCUUAAUAAAGGUUUUAUAGCAAUGGUUCAACGGCUUACUUUAAGAAGACGAUUGUCUUACAAUACCAAAUCGAACAGAAGGCGAAUUGUAAGAACACCCGGUGGUAGAUUAGUUUACCAAUAUGUAAAAAAAAAUAAAUCUGUUCCAAAGUGUGGACAAUGUAAAGAAAAAUUAAAAGGCAUUAAACCAACCAGACCAAGUGAGAGAUCUCGCAUUUCAAAACGCCAGAAAACUGUUCGUCGUACUUACGGAGGUGUUCUUUGCCACACAUGUGUACGUGAAAGAAUAGUUCGUGCAUUUUUAAUAGAAGAACAAAAAAUUGUUAAAGCUCUAAAGAGUCAGCAAGCUAAACAAAAAGUUGUUGUUACUAAAAAACCGACGCCGAAAACAACAUCAAAAUCUAAAAAAUAAGAUGUUUGAACAUUAUUUAGAAAAUACACUGAAUCAGUAAA